Messenger RNA from Solea solea (common sole), 1015 nucleotides. RefSeq names its product receptor accessory protein 5 (gene reep5). The transcript has 5 exons. The record is from RefSeq and is a predicted model, not a curated record. NCBI's taxonomy places the organism in Eukaryota, Metazoa, Chordata, Actinopteri, Pleuronectiformes, Soleidae. Bases 210 to 779 code for a protein of 189 amino acids.
GCGGCAGUGUGUGUGUGUGUUGCGUGUCGCAGUUAGCUUCAAAGCUGGUCUUUGUGUGUGAGACAGAGACAGCGGCAGUGUCGGUGUGUUUCGUCUGUGGCUCGUCAGCAGCGGUAACAGUUACAGUAACGGUUACAGUAACGGUUACAGUAACAGCAGCGGUUACACUAACAACAGUCACCGUUACACAGAGAGAGGGAAGUGCAGUCAUGGCGCAGGGCCUCAAAGAGAGGUUUGAAAAGUUCCUCCAUGAGAAGAAUCUGAUGACUGAUGUUCUGGAGAAGAUCGAGGCCAGAACAGGAGUGAGCAGAACCUACAUCGCUUUGGCUGUCAUCGCUGUCAUCGCUGUGUACCUGGUCAUCGGUUACGGAGCCUCACUCCUCUGUAACCUCAUCGGUUUCCUGUACCCGGCAUAUAUCUCGAUUAAGGCGAUUGAAAGUGCCACCAAAGAGGAUGAUACAAAAUGGCUGACCUACUGGGUGGUGUACGGACUCUUCAGUGUGGCCGAGUUCUUCGCCGACAUCUUCCUCUCCUGGUUCCCGUUUUACUAUAUUGGAAAGUGCGCUUUCUUGGUGUGGUGCAUGGCGCCGACUCCCACCAACGGAUCCAUCCAGAUUUACACUCGCAUCAUUCGACCCAUCUUCCUCAAGAAUGAAGCCAAGAUAGACGACGCGGUGAAGAACCUCAAAGACAAGGCGACAGAGGCUGCCGACAAGUUCAAGGAUGAGGCCAAGAAAGCCACAGCAAACAUCAUGUUUGAGGAGAAGAAGAGUUCUUAAGACGCCGCCGCAGCUCAUGCCGUUCCAGAGGGAUUGUUGCCUUCGACGUGUUUGUUGUGAGGAGAUUGCUGAUCCUGUUACCGUUUAAGAGAAAUCAUGUGUCGUGUGUUACAUAAAGCCAUUUCCCCCCAGCAGGUCAGUUUUGUCAUGUAACUGUGCCUUGUGGAGGACUGACAGAGAAAUAUUAUGCUGGCCCUUAUUCGCCCUGUCAACUAAAUAAAGACAAACUUAAUCCA